CUGGCCCCGUUGCUGGAGCAACUGGCUAGCUCCCGCCCCCCCCCCUCCCGCCUCCACGCUGCCGGGAGAACUCAGUCCAGCAUUGGCCGCAAGGCCAAGGCCGGCGUUGACCAAGCCUGUGGGGAGAGGAGACGACCUCCCUCAGUCCCUCCCACGGACUCUGGGCCUCACCCACCCGCCGCUCCCGGACCUCAGUCAGACCGGGGAGCUACCACGGGAGUGGAUUGAAUCAACAUUCUCAAUACUGGCCAUUGUGUAAACUUAAACAAGAGAAAAAUUUAACAGCUGUUUUUAACCUAUUUACAAAGUCAUCAUGUCUGAUGAAGUGUGUAGCACUAUUUUGGCCUAUACCAAGAGUCCAAAAGUCACCAAAAGAACUACUUUCCAGGAUGAAUUACAGAAAGCAGUUACAGCUCGAACGGCACGACAACAAAGUGAAGACUACUCAGAUGAUUUUGACAGUGAUGAUGCUGAUUCUUUGGGAGGUUUUUCUGACACAUCAAUAGAUGAAAAAUCAAUGAAUAGAAAUCUUAUUAAUGAUUUUCAUGUGUCAGAUGAUGAAGAAAAGGAUUCUCCAAAAGUGACUUUUUUGAAAAUGAAGACAACAAAUAGCAAUGUAACAAAAGAUUUAGUUACGUUCCCCAUCAAAACAGAAAAAGAAGCAACACCAGAUACUUUGGAGGAAUUUGGAUUUAAUUCAUUGAUGCCUCAAGGAAAAGAUCAGGAAACUGAAGAAGAAGAAAUGAAAACAAAAUCUACACCUAGGCUAGUCAAGUUUGUAUCAUCAGAAGACAUCAGCAAUCUUGAAAAAGAUACUAAUGUUAAACUACCUUUACCACGGCUAAGAGGCAUCUUAAGAAAGACUAGCCAUGUGGGUGAUAAAGAUGUAUUAGAAGAGGAUGAUAAGCCUGCUUUUGCCAAACCACAGUUUUCACAUUCUGCACCUUCAUCUCUGACGAGGCUGAGUGACAAAACGUUAGAAACUGAGCAAAUAACUCUCUCUGAAAGCCCCAAGUCUGAGGGUCCAUGGUUAACAACCCCACAGACAACAUUAGUAAUUCCUCACCAUCUAUCAGAUUCUGAAAAUCUUGGAGACUACCUUUUCCCUCCACCUCCAGAAAGAUCUUCUAAAAAAGAUCAAGAACAAACAGUAGAUGAAAACCAUAAUAUUACAAAAUCAGAAGACAGUAACAAUAAGUAUUCCCCUGCAGAAGAACUAAGGGUGAGUAAUGCUUUGGAGAAACCAAAAGAAAGUCAACAAAGCAUCGAUGAGCUUGAAAAAAAUAUGAAGAAAUUACAAGUGUUUGUGGAUGACGAUAGAAAAUCUACCACUUCAGAUGCAUCCCUGACGAAAAAAAAAGAAGAUAAGAAUUUGACGAAGAAAACAGCUAAAAGAACAAAAUCAGGCAGGAAGAAACCCCUGCCCACAACUGCACCUUCUCAGUACCUGGGGACUUUAAAGAUUUUGGACCAGAAACCUUCACAGAAACAGAACCAAGAGCUUGACAAAGCAGAUUCCAUACGGGCAGCUGUGUAUCAGGAUUGGCUUGUAAAGAAAAAUUUAUGUUUUCAGGAACUUCAAAGAAUUAAAAAGAAUGAAGCUGAAAAUUUAAGAAUACAAAAUGAACAGAAAGGAGCCAAGAAAGAAGAAGCAUCAGCAUCUUUUGAAGCUUGGAAAGCCAUGAAAGAAAAAGAAGCAAAGAAAGUAGCUGCAAAAAAGAAACUUGAAGAGAAAAAAAUGAAGAAAAUUGAGGAGGAAAAUGCUGAGAAGAAGGGAGAAGCACAAAAAGCUUUUGAAAAAUGGAAAGAGAAAAAGUUGGAAUACCUUAAAGAAAAAAACAAAAAGGAGAGAGAAUAUGAAAGAGCAAAGAAAAAGAAAGAGGAAGAAUAUUAUGCUGAAAAGAUAAAAGACAAUAUAUCAGCAGUUGAAAGAUGGCAUGAGCAGAAGGACUUUCAGAUCAGGCAGAAGAUGAAAGAGAAAAUAAAUGAAAGAAAAAAACAAGAAAUAAAAAGGGUUGAAAAAGAAGACAAAGAUAAAAUGGCUGUUAAUGAAUAUGAAAGGUGGCUGGAGAAGAAGGAAAAAAACCAAAAACAUGACAGAAAACAAAAGAAACAUCUUGUUCUUUAUGCAUCUGAAUCAUUUCCUCGAUGGACUUCUCCAAGAAAACUUGCACCAACAAAAAAUUAUUGACAAUUCUACUUCCAGUGCUGUCCAAUCCUUGUUUAACAGUAACCAAUGUAAAAGGGGUUUCUGAACAUACCUUGUAUAUUUUGGUUUUAGAAUGGAAAUUCUAUUUAAAUUGCAAUUCCAGAAGUCUGCUGUAAUAGAAAAGGUAGUUUGGAGUUUGAUGAUGAAAGCACUAUACGGACUAUAGAUAAGCAGGUUUCCUCAAAAGCCAAGAAACAGAUUGUUUCCAUUUAGACAAAAAAACAGAUCUCCUAUCAUGUCCUUAAAUUUCUCCACAAUUAGAUGACUUUAGUCUUGGUGAAUAUGUAUAUCUCUUAUCCCUUUAUGAAACAGAAUCAUUUUCUUUUGCAAACUCUAAAGGUACUGAUUAUCGAGGUGCUAUUUAAAUAUGUAAAAUGAUAGUGCUUUAAGGUCUCCUUUUUCAUAUUUAUUCACUGGAAAAUCUAUGUAAUAUUUCCUUUAUCUUAAAGCUAUUAUAUUUGCACUGAAUAAUUUUGUAACUAUGCCAAGUUAAUUUUUGGUGAGUGGAGACAGUUGCUCUAUCAAACUAAUAAUCCUCAAAUCUUCUCUUUAAAAAAACCAUCUUCCUCUUUCCCCUCAUUACCCCCCAAAAAAAACUUGCAGUUUUUAAAAAUAAGUGCACUUUAACACCUCUGUUCUGGGUUCAAGUGACAGUCACAAGCACUUUUUAAAAACCCCUCCUGUUCUUUCUCACUUUCUUUCUUGUUCCGUAAUUACCCAGAGGGACUAAGUUCUCAGUAAUACUAUAGUAUUGUCUUUAUCCAUUUGUCAAGAAAAUUCCACAGGAGUUCAAAGACAGCGCCAUUAAUAAUAUUUUCCAAGAAGGCAGUAAAUUUGACAGUGGCAAUUCUUGUGCCAUCUUUCUGGGUCCUCCUUGUGACUAGGAGCAUGCAUUUGAAAGCUUGCUGGCCAAGGACAUGUGUGCACGGGUUGGCAAUAGAACCAUCUUCCCCUGCAUACAACCCUUUGGAUUCAUUAGCACCAUGGGAUUUUUUUUUUUUUGGUCUUGCUUUUCUUUUUCAACUAACUGACCUAACUAGAAACAGAUGAAAUAUAUGCACUCACAAUUACAGUGUUGCUUUAGUCCAGAAUGGAAUACAUAGAAAGUAGUAGGGAAAAUGUAAAGUCUAGCAAGAUUCUGGUAUUGAAUCAGCCUUAUAAAAAGUGUUUUUAUACUCUCACAGCCAAAGAGCAAGUUUAGCUGUCCAAAGAAAUUCACGUCGUGAAGAAAUUGGUGGUUUUAAAGGUGGUGGUGCAACUAUCCAAUGUAGUUGUUAUCACUAGUUGAAUGAAGUAGGAUUUUGUAUAGCAUCAAUUUUAUUCAAACUUUUACACAACUGUGUUCGACAACAUAGCGGGAUAGAAGUGGCUCUUGGGCUAAGCCUUCCAGUAACACUGCAGGUUAAAAACAUUAUUCAUCCUUCAGACUACCAUUUGGGAAUUUAAGAGAAUACACUGAUGAUUUCAUUCCAUAGGGCGUGUGAAAUAUUUGCAAGAUCAGCAGGAUUGCUCUGGGAAUUAACAGUAUGUUUUAAGGAAGAUAACUUUUUAAAAAAAACUUUAAACCAGAGAAACCCUGCAUCUAGUGAGUGUUUUAUCAGUAGUCACCUGAAGGAUAUCACUAAAUUCUGAAAAGAUCAACAAAUAAACAGAAGCUGACAUGUUGUUCAAGAUAUAUAAGACUGUGUUGCCAGUAUGACAAAGAUUCAAUCUUAAUGUUUAGCAGUAUGUUCUGUUUGGGGCUGUAAAGCUUUCUGUCUGUGAGAUUUCAUGGUUGUAGUAAUAUGUUGUAGUCUUAACAUUAAAGAUUUGCAUAAUCUUCCUCAGAGUUUUGCAAACUCCCCUCUACUGAAUAGUAA
Molecule: messenger RNA, 4068 nt
Organism: Dromiciops gliroides (monito del monte)
Lineage: Eukaryota; Metazoa; Chordata; Mammalia; Microbiotheria; Microbiotheriidae
Gene: MAP9
Product: microtubule associated protein 9
Exons: 14
Coding region: 314-2191 (625 amino acids)
Biological process (GO): mitotic spindle assembly; mitotic cytokinesis; regulation of mitotic cytokinesis
Cellular component (GO): astral microtubule
Molecular function (GO): microtubule binding
Source: RefSeq, a predicted model, not a curated record